AUGACAGACCUCAAAGUAAAAAUUGAGUCUAAAUAUCAACCUGUGUAUCCUCUCGUCUUUCUCUCGAUCCCCGAUAUGUUUAUUACAACACGUGCGUUCGCGGAUCAGCGAUUUGAAAAAGCUGCUCGAGCUGCAGGAUUUGAGCUUUUUAUGGGCGGACGAGGAGCAUCAAGGUCAGCCUUAGAUUAUUACAAAAUAGAAGACUGUCAAGCGGAUGAUCCAUCUUCAUCUGUAUCGUCUUGCGUGCAUUCAACCGGAAGGGUUGAUGAUGUGUUGGCAAUCUCUUUCGAAGGGACGAAUUUGGUUAUCACCUUACUAUCAAGGUGGAAUAACGACGGAUUGAAUGGACUUGUGUGGCCCGAAAAACAAGAGGUUAACUUUGAACUUGGGUUCAAUUCGGAUUUACGUAUCAAAGACCCUGAAAUAUUUUGGGGGAAAAUCAAACAAACUGUAGAGUCAAUCCUUGGGGAUCAUAAGUUGGAUCGGGUUAUUCUUAGUGGGGAUUCCGCAAAUGAGCUAGAGUUCAGAAGAACUGUCCGAGAUACUCUCCAAAAUCUUGGUCGUGCGGCAUUCAAGGAGAUUUCGGUCCCAGGAGAUGCAAAGGAUUUCGAUGAGAAUUUAUAUGUAGCUGCAAGGGGAGCUGCGAAUAACGCACGACGAGGGAUGAUGCAUGGGUUCAUUGCAUGUAUAUACAGCGUUUGGUGUGAAAAAGUUGAGGAGAUCCCAGAGAUUCUGGAUACUAGGAAAUUAAAAUCUGAGCUCUGA
This is a messenger RNA of Glarea lozoyensis ATCC 20868, 765 nucleotides long. RefSeq lists its product as uncharacterized. Bases 1 to 765 code for a protein of 254 amino acids. The record is from RefSeq and is a predicted model, not a curated record. The transcript has a single exon. Lineage: Eukaryota; Fungi; Ascomycota; Leotiomycetes; Helotiales; Helotiaceae.